AUGUCGGAGUCGCGGCCAUCGGUUUCGCGGCCAUCGGUUGAAGGAGCAUUGGCUUGUGACCUAUGCUUUGCUAGAAAGGUGAAAUGUGAUCGUGGUAACCCAUGCGGUGGUUGCCUCGAAUCAAAAGCUCACUGUCUUCGCACUCGCCGUAAACGCGUUCGCAAAUCCAGGCCUGCGCAGCAAAGCAUCAGCAACGAACGAAUCCAUAGUAUUAUCAAACGGGUUUCCAAUUUGGAAGACUGCCUCGCCGGUGUUACCUCAUUAGCUGCAUCGCCGAAAUUGAGCCCCUACAAUCGCGAUGUUACAUCAGAUGCCGAGGCCUUACGUACCAAAUCUAGUUUGUCAACCAGCUCUAAUACUACACUGGCAAACAGCAAGACAGGACAUAUCUUUUGCACCGACGAAGCCUCCCUCCAUAGGACAAAGCGACAGCGCUAUGCAGAUAAAGGCAUACCCAAUGGUGAUUUCUUCAACUCAUUGGCAAUCAAUGUUCUUGAAUCAGCAUCUCAGUAUCCCCCGUCCUUGGAAGCUCGAUCAUUCAUUCUGCAUGAGCUGAGACACAGUGGACCUUCCAGCGCGAGUCGACGUGCCAUUCUUAAGUCCGCUCUUUCCUUUGUCGAGCAAACACUUGAUCUGGAAUUUACUGCUAGGUACAAAAAUUUACAGGGCCCUGAUGUGGGAGUGAGUGCCGCUCGUUUGCAUGAAAAGCCUCCUAUCACGCUCGAGUUUUUGUACACCAUGCUUAACGGUAAUACUCCCCCAACAAUGUUCCUCCAGUCAUACUCACAUAUCAAAGACAAUGCUAGGACGUCACAAAGAGCCUAUCUUUAUGAAUACACUUUCUGCAUCCCCUCUACCACAUUAGAGAGGAUGACUCUUGCACUUCUCGAGAAGGAUGGAAACGAGCAGACCUUGCUUCAAUACACUAUAUGUGUGCAUUGUAAAGCCUUCUGCUACAUCGUAUCCCUGCCACUCUCCACUCAGAGUCCAAGAAUGCAAAGUUACCUACGGCAAAGUUCUCAGAGGCAUUUGGAGACCGCAUUAGACGCACUUGACUGGCUCAGUCUCACUAUUCCACCAAGCUUGCCAUUGAUGCAGGCGCUUUUGGCUGGUGUAAGUUUCUUUACUAUUGAAUUAGUACUUCAAUAA
Molecule: messenger RNA, 1149 nt
Organism: Penicillium crustosum
Lineage: Eukaryota; Fungi; Ascomycota; Eurotiomycetes; Eurotiales; Aspergillaceae
Product: Zn(II)2Cys6 transcription factor domain-containing protein
Exons: 4
Coding region: 1-1149 (382 amino acids)
Biological process (GO): regulation of DNA-templated transcription
Molecular function (GO): DNA-binding transcription factor activity, RNA polymerase II-specific; zinc ion binding
Source: RefSeq, a predicted model, not a curated record